AUGAACAUCGGAGCAACCAAAGUCGCCCACGGGCUCGCCACACCCCCCGAGCCGCUGUCCAAGGACUACCUGGAGCGAGCAGCCGACAAGCGCGCUGAGCAGGCCGCUAAGAUCCCUGAAGAAUGGCGCCUGGAGCCUGUCCCUUCAGUGGAGAGCACCCCUAAUGCGCUCGAGUUCAUCCGCUGCUCGGGCGUCCUCAGCGCUGAGGAACUCGCCAUCACCGAGACCGUCGACGUGGCAGAUCUCGCCCGGAAGCUCGCGGCCGGUGUUCUGUCGUCCGUCCAGGUCGUCGGCGCAUUCUCCAAGCGGGCGGCCGUGGCCCAUCAAUUGACCACGUGCUGCACCGAGAUCUUCUUUGAGGAGGCGCUGGAGGAGGCGAAGCGGCUGGACGACGUGUUGGCAAGGACGGGCAAGCCGGUUGGUCCGCUGCACGGGAUUCCCGUCUCAGUGAAGGACUCGGUUGAUGUCAAGGGCCACGAUACUUCGAUUGGAUGGGUUGGAUUGACCGACAGGCCCGCCAAGCGAGAUGCCGGAAUCACCACGAUGCUGCGCAGACUUGGUGCUGUCCUCUACGUCAAGACCAACAUUCCCCAGUCUCUGAUGAUGUCUGAUUCAUAUAACCACCUCUUCGGGCAGUGCGUAAACCAUCUCAACCGGAACCUCAUUUCCGGUGGCAGCAGUGGAGGCGAGUCAGCCCUCAUCGGAGCUCGUGGAAGCCCUGUAGGAGUAGGAACCGAUAUUGGAGGUUCCAUCCGAAUUCCUGCAGCGCUGUCUGGUAUCUAUGGUCUCUCGCCUACCUAUGCUCGCCACCCAUACGAGAGGCCAGGACCCAGGCAAAGGAUAAUUAUCGCUACUGCUGGUCCUCUGGCAUCCAGCCUCUCCUCAAUCGAGUCGUACAUGGAGGCGCUACCCCAGGCAAACCCUUGGGAACUCGACAACCUAGUGGUGCCAGUACCCUGGCGCACCGAGCAAUGCACAAUCAGCCCGCCAGGACGCAAGCUGAAAAUUGGCUACAUUCUCGAUGACGGCAUCGUCAGGCCACAGCCACCCAUUACUAGAGCCUUAAAGGAAGUGAUUGCUGCCUUGCAGGAAGCAGGCCAUGAAGUAUCUGAAUGGGACACUUCAUCACACAACUACGCUUGGGAGUUGUGGAAGAAGGGUGUCAUGUCCGACGGCGGCCUAGGUUGCAAGAGACUAUGUGACAUGUCUGGGGAGCCUCUCGUAGAAGGAAUGUUGGUUGGCACCUCGGAAGAUCUUCUUAGCACAGAGGAAACUCAUCAGCUCAUGGCAGAGAUCGAUGCCUACAGGGCUGAGUAUCUCCGUCACUGGAACGAGGGUGGCUACGAUGCCAUUAUUACCCCCGUUACUCCUUGGGUAGGAUAUAAGCCCUGGACCUGGGUAAAAUCCAACCAGUAUGUGGGAUACACCACCCUCUCCAAUCUACUGGACUGGGCAGGUCUCGCUAUUCCAGUCACCACCGUUUCUAAGGAGAAGGAUCAAACACCACCAUCAGAUUGGGUAGAGUAUCAGCCCAGAAACCCUUCAGAUGAAUUUAACAAGCAGCAAUAUGAUUUUGACCUGGUAGAGGGGAUACCAGUCGGGCUACAGAUCAUGGCUGGAAAGUACGGGGAUGAGAAGUGUAUCGCCGUAGCCAAGGUGAUUGAAGAUUUACUGAAGCAAUAA
Clonostachys rhizophaga is the source of this 1683-nucleotide messenger RNA. The record is from the annotation of a GenBank genome assembly. Lineage: Eukaryota; Fungi; Ascomycota; Sordariomycetes; Hypocreales; Bionectriaceae.